Echinops telfairi (small Madagascar hedgehog) is the source of this 7206-nucleotide messenger RNA. It is a transcript of the gene WNK1, whose product is annotated as WNK lysine deficient protein kinase 1. Gene Ontology annotation, biological process: protein phosphorylation; negative regulation of sodium ion transport; positive regulation of sodium ion transmembrane transporter activity. Lineage: Eukaryota; Metazoa; Chordata; Mammalia; Afrosoricida; Tenrecidae. Gene Ontology annotation, molecular function: potassium channel inhibitor activity; protein serine/threonine kinase activity; ATP binding. Gene Ontology annotation, cellular component: cytosol; cytoplasm. The coding region runs from base 1 to 7152 and encodes 2383 amino acids. The record is from RefSeq and is a predicted model, not a curated record. The transcript has 33 exons.
AUGGACUGGGCAGCCAGAGAGAUUGUGGACAUUUCCGAGGAAACGAAUCUUCUGUCAAGACGCUUCCAAGAGUCUCGCUCACAGUGUGGACUUCGGCUAGAACUCCUCAAAUUCGUAAACUACAAGUCCCAGGAAGCCUCAGCGCUGGCACGCCUGCGCAAGAGCCCGGAGACUGAGGUGGGGGUGGGGCUGCCCCGGGCGGCGGGGGGCGGGGUCGGAGCGGGCUGUGUGGAGGCUUUAGACUCCCGGCGCCAUUUAGCGCGGAGAGUUUCCCGGGCGGACUCGGCUCUUCUCUCUCGGCCACUUCGCACCCCCGUCUUCGGUGACAGAAGGCGCCUGGUGGGGCGGUUGGCCGCCCAGCCCAGCCUGGGGGCCAGCAAGGAGGAGGCUCCCGCUGGGCGCAGUGGUAGCGGCGGCGCCCGGGAGCCCCCGGAGGAGCGGAACCAGCAGCAGGAUGACAUCGAAGAGCUGGAGACCAAGGCCGUGGGCAUGUCCAACGACGGCCGCUUUCUGAAGUUCGACAUCGAGAUCGGCCGGGGCUCCUUCAAGACCGUCUACAAAGGGCUGGACACCGAGACCACGGUGGAGGUCGCCUGGUGUGAACUGCAGGAUCGAAAGUUAACAAAGUCUGAGAGGCAGAGAUUUAGAGAAGAGGCUGAAAUGUUAAAAGGCCUCCAGCAUCCCAAUAUUGUUCGAUUCUAUGAUUCAUGGGAAUCUACAGUAAAAGGAAAGAAGUGCAUUGUUUUGGUGACUGAACUUAUGACAUCUGGAACACUUAAAACGUACCUGAAAAGGUUUAAAGUGAUGAAAAUCAAAGUCCUAAGAAGCUGGUGCCGUCAGAUCCUUAAAGGACUUCAGUUUCUUCAUACUAGAACCCCACCUAUUAUUCACCGCGAUCUGAAGUGUGACAACAUCUUUAUCACUGGCCCUACAGGCUCAGUCAAAAUUGGAGACCUAGGUCUGGCAACUCUGAAGCGGGCUUCUUUUGCCAAGAGUGUGAUAGGUACCCCAGAGUUCAUGGCCCCCGAGAUGUAUGAGGAGAAAUAUGAUGAAUCUGUUGACGUUUAUGCUUUUGGGAUGUGUAUGCUUGAGAUGGCCACAUCUGAAUACCCUUACUCAGAGUGCCAAAAUGCUGCGCAGAUCUACCGUCGAGUGACCAGUGGGGUGAAGCCUGCCAGUUUUGACAAAGUAGCAAUUCCCGAAGUGAAAGAAAUUAUUGAAGGAUGCAUACGACAAAACAAAGAUGAAAGAUAUGCAAUCAAAGACCUUUUGAACCAUGCCUUCUUCCAGGAGGAAACAGGGGUACGGGUAGAAUUAGCAGAAGAAGAUGAUGGAGAAAAGAUAGCCAUAAAACUAUGGCUACGCAUUGAAGAUAUUAAGAAAUUAAAGGGAAAAUAUAAAGAUAAUGAAGCUAUUGAGUUUUCCUUUGACUUGGAAAGAGAUGUGCCAGAAGAUGUUGCUCAAGAAAUGGUAGAAUCUGGUUAUGUAUGUGAAGGUGAUCACAAGACUAUGGCUAAAGCCAUCAAAGACCGAGUUUCUUUAAUUAAGAGAAAACGAGAGCAGCGGCAGUUGGUGAGGGAGGAACAAGAAAAAAGAAAGCAAGAAGAGAGCAGUCUUGAACAACAAUCAAGUGCUUCCCAAGCAGGAAUCAAGCAACUGCCUACUACUAGUACAGGCAUAGCUGCUGUCUCCACCACUUCAGCUUCAGUUUCUACCCAAGUGGAACCUGAAGAACCUGAGGCAGAUCAACACCAACAACUGCAGUAUCAGCAACCUGGUAUAUCUGUGUUAUCUGACGGGACAGUUGACAGCGGCCAGGGAUCUUCUGUCUUCACAGAAUCCCGAGUGAGCAGUCAACAGACAGUUUCAUAUGGUUCCCAACAUGAACAGGCACAUUCUACAGGCACAGUCCCAGGGCAUACAGCUUCUGUUGUCCAAGCACAGUCUCAGCCUCAUGGGGUAUAUCCACCUUCAAAUGUGGCACAGGGGCAGAGCCAGGGCCAGCCACCCUCAAGUAGCUUACCAGCGAUGCCACCUUCUCAACCUAUACAGCAUCCUCAGCAGACACAGGGAAUGCAGCAAGCAGCCCCUCCUCAGCAGAUGAUAGUGCAGUAUUCACUUCCACAGCCACCGGCCUCCAGUGAGGUCACUGAAUGUGUACAGCCAGUGCAGCAGCCGCAAGCUCCACAGGUCUUGCCUCAAGCAUCAACUGUAAAACAGCUUCCAGUUUCCCAGCCAGUACCAGCUGUUCAAGGCGAACCUAAGAUCCCAGUUGCAACACAACCCUCAGUUGUUCCAGCCCACUCUGGUGCUCAUUUCCUCCCUAUGGGACAGCCACUCCCUGCUUCCUUACUUCCUCAAUACCCUGUCUCUCAAAUUCCCAUACCAACUCCUCAUGUAUCUGCAGCUCAGACGGGUUUCUCAUCCCUUCCCAUCACAAUGGCAGCUGGCAUUAAUCAGCCUCUGCUUACCUUGGCUUCAUCUGCUAUAGCAGCUGCAAUCCCAGGGGGAUCAACUGUCGUUCCUAGUCAACUUCCAACCCUUCUGCAGCCUGUGACUCAGCUGCCAAGUCAGGUUCACCCACAGCUCCUGCAACCAGCAGUUCAGUCCAUGGGAAUACCAGCUAACCUUGGACAAGCUGCUGAGGUUCCACUUCCCUCUGGAGAUGUUCUGUACCAGGGCUUCCCAUCUCGACUGCCAACACAAUACCCAGGAGAUUCAAAUAUUGCUCCCUCUUCCAACGUGGCUUCUGUUUGCAUCCCUUCUACAGUCCUAUCCCCUCCCCUGCCCACAGAAGCACUGGCUGCACCAGGUUACUUUCCUACAGUGGUGCAGCCUUAUGUGGAAUCAAAUCUUUUGGUUCCUGUGGGCGGUCUAGGAGGACAGGUUCAAAUGCCCCAGCCAGCAGUGAGUUUAGCACAACAAGCCCCCCCUACAUCCUCCCAGCAAGCAGCUCUGGAGCAGAAUGAAAUGCCUAUGUGGGGGCCUUGUUGCCACUGGCUGUUCUGUUGGGAAAGUACCCAGGGAGUUUCUCAGGUUACUCCCCCAGAGCCAGUUCCAACAGCACAGCCACAACCUACCCAGCUUACCACAUUGGUCUCCUCUGUAGACAGUGCACAUUCAGAUGUUGCUUCGGGUUUGAGUGAUGGCAAUGAGAACAUCCCAUCUUCCAGUGGUAGGCACGAAGGGAGAACUGCAAAACGGCAUUAUCGAAAGUCUGUAAGAAGUCGUUCUCGUCAUGAAAAGUCUUCACGUCCAAAAUUAAGGAUAUUGAAUGUUUCAAAUAAAGGAGACCGAGUAGUAGAAUGUCAAUUAGAAACUCACAAUCGAAAAAUGGUCACCUUCAAAUUUGACCUAGAUGGUGACAACCCUGAAGAGAUAGCAGCAAUUAUGGUGAAUAAUGACUUUAUUCUAGCCAUAGAAAGAGAGUCAUUUGUGGAUCAAGUGCGGGAAAUUAUUGAAAAAGCUGAUGAAAUGCUCAGUGAGGAUGUCAAUGUGGAGCCAGAAGGUGACCAGGGAUUGGAGAGUCUUCAAGGAAAGGAUGACUAUGGUUUCUCAAAUUCUCAAAAAUUGGAAGGAGAGUUUAAACAACCAACUCCUGCAUCUUCCAUGCCACAGCAAAUAGGUGUUCCAACCAGUUCUUUAACUCAAGUUGUUCAUUCUGCGGGAAGAAGGUUUAUAGUAAGUCCUGUGCCAGAAAGCCGAUUACGAGAAUCACAAGUUUUCACCAGUGAAACCUCAGAUACGGUUGCCGCCUCUACAUCUCAGGGCCCUGGAAUGAAUUUGUCACACUCUGCUUCAUCCCUCAGCCUACAGCAGGCCUUUUCUGAACUUAAACAUGCCCAAAUGACAGAAGGACCCAAUACAGCACCUCCAGAUUUCAGUCAGAAAGGACCAACAUUUCCAGUAGUACCUCCUCCCAUGAGUAACAUUACUGGAGUCCCAACCACAGGAGUAGCCACAUCAUCAGUGUCAGUCCCUACCACUGACAUACCCACAUCAGUAAUUCAGUCUGAGGUUAUGGUACCCACUGAAAAAGGGAUUACUCAGAUUGUAGUAACUUCAAGUGGUCUCCCUCCACCAUCUGUGUCUGAGUCACCAAUACUUACCAGUGUGGUUUCAAGCAUCACAGCACCUACUGUUGUCUCAGUAUCUACAGCAUCGCAGGCCGUUCUGGCCCCCACAUGUGGGAGUACUGUUGCUAGUACAGGCACUCUCCCAUCUGUAACAGUUUGCACAGCUUCCACCCCUGCAAUCAGCAGCACUACUGCCCCAGAUGCUAAGCCUCCAACUGUAUUAUCUCAGCAGGCUGCAAGCAGUACUACUGGAGUAGCCACACCAACAUCAGUUUCCACCAUUACUUCGUUUCCAAGCAUAGCUUCACAGCCAUCCCUUCAACUUAGCAGCAGCAGCUCUGCUCCUACACUAGCUGAAACAGUGGUGGUCAGUGCACACUCAUUAGAUAAAACAUCUUAUAGCACUGCCACUGGGCUGGCUUUGCCCCUCUCUACACCAUCCUCUUCCUCUGGUCCAGGAGUAUCUAGCUCUGUUACCCAACCUGGUGGGAUACAUCCUUUGAUUGUCCCAUCAGCUGUAGCUUCUGCUCCUGCCCUUCCCCAAGCAACUGGACCUGGUGCCACACCUUUAUUACCCCAAGUACCCAGUGUCCCACCAUUGGUACAACCUGUUGUCAAUGUGCCUGCUGUACAGCAGACACUAAUUCAUAGCCAACCUCAACCAGCUUUGCUUCCCAAUCAGCCCCAUAGUCACUGUCCUGAAAUAGAUGCUGAUGCACAACCCAAAGCUGGAAUUGAUGACAUAAAGACUCUGGAGGAAAAGCUGCGGUCUCUCUUUAGUGAGCACAGUUCAUCUGGAACUCAACAUGCCUCUGUGUCACUGGAGACAUCACUAGUAGUAGAGACCACUGUCAUGCCAGGUGCCCCAACCACUGCUGUUGCACCAAGCAAGCUCAUGACUUCCACUACAAGUAGUUGCUUGCCACCAACUAGUUUGCCAUUAGGAGCAGCUGGAUUGCCAGUGGUCACACCUGGGCAAGUUUCUACCCCAAGCAGUUAUAUUUCAGCCCCAGUCAGCACUACAGCAGGAGUGAAACCUGGAACUACUCCCUCAAAACCACCUUUAACCAAGGCUCCGGUGCUGCCAGCAGGUACUGAACUCCCAGCUGGCACUCCACCUAGCGAGCAGCUGCCACCUCUUCCGGGACCUUCACUAACACAGACCCAGCAGCCUCUGGAAGAUCUUGAUACUCAAUUGAGAAGAACACUUAGUCCAGAGACUAUGGCUGUAACAUCUGCAGCUGGUCCUGUGUCUCUGGUGGCUCCAACAGCAGCUUCAGAAACAGGAGCACAUCCUCAGGAUGUGUCUCAAGUCACAGAAGGCCCUGUUCUAACAACUAGUUCAGGAGCUGGAGGAAUUAUUAAGAUGGGGCGGUUUCAGGUUUCAGUUACAACGGAUGAUGCACCCAAAGAGGGUAAAAAGUCAGAAGAUGCAAAAUCUGUUCAUUUUGAAUCCAGCACUUCAGAGUCCUCAGCGCUAUCAAGUAGCAGUCCAGAAAGCACCCUGGUGAAGCCCGAGCCUACCGGAAUACCCAUCCAUGGCAUCGCUUCAGAUGUGCCAGACAGUGCCCACAAACCCCCUGCCACAGGGGCAAAGUCAGAAACUGGACAGCCUACCAAUAUUGGACGCUUUCAGGUAACAACUACAACAAGCAAAGUGGGUCGUUUCUCUGUAUCAAGAACUCAAGACAAGAUCACUGUGGCAACGACACAGGGGCCCACAGCAUCUCCUCCUUAUACGGAUUUGGAACAAGCUGCUCUUCCUGCUGUGAUACCAAAGAAAGAGAAGCCUGAACUGAUGGAGCCUUCACAUCUGAAUGGACCAUCUUCUGACCUGGAAGCUGCCUUCCUAAGUAGGGAUGUGGAUGAUGGUUCAGGUAGUCCCCACUCCCCGCAACAGCUGUGCUCAAAGAGCCUUCCUAUCCAGAGCCUAAGUCAGAGCCUUAGUAAUUCAUUUAAUUCCUCCUAUAUGAGUAGUGACAAUGAAUCUGAUAUUGAGGAUGAAGAUUUAAAGUUAGAACUUCGUCGACUAAGAGAUAAGCAUCUUAAAGAGAUUCAAGACCUGCAGAGUCGCCAAAAACAUGAAAUUGAAUCUUUGUAUACCAAACUGGGCAAGGUUCCCCCUGCUGUCAUUAUUCCCCCCGCUGCCCCCCUUUCAGGGAGAAGAAGGCGACCUACUAAAAACAAAAGCAGCAAAUCUAGUCGUGGCAGUUCCUUGGGAAAUAAAAGCCCACAACUUUCAGGUAACCUGUCUGCUCAGAGUACAGCUUCAGGCUUGCAUGCCCAGCAGACCCUCCACCCUCCUGGCAACAUCCCAGAAACUGGGCAGAAUCAGCUGUUACAGCCCCUUAAGCCAUCUCCCUCCAGUGACAACCUCUAUUCUGCCUUCACCAGUGAUGGUGCCAUUUCUGUACCAAGUCUUUCUGCUCCAGGUCAAGGCUGUGCGAAGUUUAACUGUGCAUCUGAGCAGGUGACAUUCAAACCUGGUGGCAGGAGGACCCGAUUUCUGAGUACGCCCUGCUUGGCUCUUUGGAAGAUGGUGAAAAAAGUCUGUCCUUGCAACCAGCUCUGUAGGACCAGCAGUACAAACACUGUCGGGGGAGCAGUGAAGAGCCAAGCUCCGCAAGCUCAGCCUCCUGCCAUCACGUCGAGUAGAAAGGGCACGUUCACAGAUGAUCUGCACAAGUUGGUAGAUAAUUGGGCCCGUGAUGCCAUGAAUCUUUCAGGCAGGAGAGGAAGCAAAGGGCAUAUGAAUUAUGAGGGCCCUGGAAUGGCAAGAAAGUUUUCUGCACCUGGUCAGUUGUGCAUCUCCAUGACCUCAAACCUGGGUGGCUCUGCCCCCAUCUCAGCAGCAUCAGCUACCUCUCUAGGUCACUUCACCAAAUCUAUGUGCCCCCCACAGCAGUAUGGUUUUCCAGCUGCCCCCUUUGGUACCCAAUGGAGUGGGACCGGUGGCCCAGCACCACAGCCACUUGGCCAGUUCCAGCCUGUAGGAACUGCCUCACAAAAUUUCAACAUCAGCAAUUUACAAAAAUCCAUCAGCAACCCCCCAGGUUCCAACCUGCGGACCACUUAGACCUAGAGACAUUAAAUGCGUACAUUCGAGGGCAGGAGAUGGAAUGGGGGUGGG